Molecule: messenger RNA, 5864 nt
Organism: Ixodes scapularis (black-legged tick)
Lineage: Eukaryota; Metazoa; Arthropoda; Arachnida; Ixodida; Ixodidae
Product: protein O-mannosyl-transferase TMTC2
Exons: 14
Coding region: 411-3230 (939 amino acids)
Biological process (GO): protein O-linked glycosylation via mannose
Cellular component (GO): endoplasmic reticulum membrane
Molecular function (GO): mannosyltransferase activity; protein binding
Source: RefSeq, a predicted model, not a curated record
GUUCGGACCGCUCGCCCACAGGCUUUUUUUUUAUUUCUGGUUCCCGGUGCAAACGUCCCCGAGUCCGCGCCCCCUGCCAGCGCCGACCAUCCGCGGGGUGAUCGUGGUGCGACUGACACGCCAAGUUUCGCCCGGAGCCCAGUGCGGCACGGGUUCAAACUCGGCGGCGGAGUUGUUUCACAUCGCGAGGAUCGCGGAGAAAGUCCGCGUCGUGCUGUGAGUGGUGACGUCGAGAACCACUGCGUGCUCCGCUCCCCGGGGUUCUCUCCGGCGGUCGGGUCUCUUCGAUCCGGUGCUGUGAUUGAUAUGUGCCUGCCGGAACUCGGAUACGGCGACGGACCAGCCUGAACGCCGCUUCGCUCCCUGAGCGCGGACUUGACCCCGUUCACAGCGUCCCCAUUGGAGGAUCCAUGACGGGCCGCAGCGUCAGCGGGGUGCAGCGUGCGCAUGCGCGGAGGGAAGCGACAUCUUUCGGCGGCCACCAGCAGCACUCGCAGCAGUCGCGGCCGAGUCGCAAGCUGAGCAGGAUGGACUAUUGCGGCGCUGUGGCGCUCGUCUCUGGAUGGGCAUGCCUGCUCUACUGGAACACGCUCGAGGCGGACUUUGCAUACGACGACAGCCGCGCCAUCCGGAGCAACCAGGACCUGCUGCCCAGUUCGCCGCUCGCCUCGCUGUUCCGCAACGACUUCUGGGGCACGCCGCUGACGCACAGCGGAAGCCACAAGUCGUACCGGCCGCUGUGCGUGCUCUCAUUCCGGCUCAACUACCUGCUGGGCGGCUACGAGCCCCGGGGUUACCACCUGCUCAACGUGCUGCUGCACGCCGUCGCGUCGGCCCUGUUCACGGCCCUGGCGUCGCGGUUGUUCCUGCGACAGUGGCGGCCCACGCUGCUGGCGGGGCUGCUGUUCGCCUCCCACCCCGUUCACACCGAGGCCGUGGCCGGCAUCGUGGGUCGCGCGGACGUGGGCGCCUGCCUCUUUUUCUUGGCCGCGCUGCUCUCGUACAUGCAGUACUGCAAGUACCGGGAUAAGGACCCCGGCGAUGCCAGCUUCCAGCGCCGCUGGGUCCUCCUAUACCUGUCGCUGGCGCUCGCCGGAUGUUCCAUGCUCACCAAGGAGCACGGCAUCACCGUGCUGGCGGUGUGCGCCGUCUACGAUGUCUUCAUCAACCACAAAGUGGCACCCAGGGACCUGCCUUCUCUGCUUGUCAGCAAGCGCCACCCGGGCCUGUGGGAAGGCCUGCUGCACCUGUGCUUCGCGGGUGUCACGCUGGUGGGACUCCGGCUGCACCUGAUGGGCGCCCGGGCGCCGGACUUCGCACCCGCCGACAACCCCGCUGCGGACAGCGAGAGCGUGCUUACGCGCUCACUCACCUUCCUCUACCUGCCGGUGUUCAACCUGUGGCUCCUGCUGUGCCCGCGCUGGCUGAGCUUCGACUGGUCCAUGGAGGCCAUCCCGCUGGUGCAGAGCCCGACGGACCCGCGCAACCUUGCCACGGCCGCCUUCUACGCGACGCUGUUCCAGCUCAUGUCGCACCUGGUGCGCCUGGCCAACUGGAGGCGCGCCGCGCUGCCCUGCAGCUGCGCUUUCCCGCAGAAGCCUCAGCCACCACCUUCCCUGCUCGCUUUGUCCAACGGCGCCAGGCCCGGCGCCAUCGGCAAGCGCUUGUACAACAUCAACAACAACAAUAACAACAACAACGGCAGCAGCAACGGUGCCAACGGCUACCACAACGGCACGUCGUUCCUGGCGUCCCCCUGGAACUGUGGCGCCUGCUCGUCGUCGUCGUCGUCGGCGUCCUCUGCGUCGUCCGAGUGCUCCGAGUCGAGCUGCGCCGUGGGCGGCUCGCUGUCCAACCAGCACCUGGACGCCACCGUCUUGGCGCUGGCCAUGCUGGUGCUGCCCUUCGUGCCGGCCACGAACCUCUUCUUCUACGUGGGCUUCGUGGUGGCCGAGCGUGUGCUGUACGUGCCCUCGAUGGGCUUCUGUCUACUCGUGGCCGUCGGGGCGGACCAGCUGUGCGCGGGGGCCAGGCGCAGGGCCCAGGGGGACUCGGCGCUGCGCAGGCUCGUGCUGGCGGCCUGCGUGGCGCUCCUGCUGCUCCUGUCGCUGCGCACUGUGCGCAGGAACCGCGACUGGCUCACGGAGGAGGACCUGUACCGCUCGGGAAUCGACGUCAACCCGCCCAAAUCCUAUGGCAACCUGGCGAACAUCCUGAGCGCUCAUGGCAAGAAGGCGGAGGCCGAAUGGGCCUACAAGAAGGCGCUCACCUACCGCUCCAACAUGGCGGACGUUCACUACAACCUGGGAAUCCUCCUUCAAGAGCAAAACCGCCUUGAAGAAGCUCUACAGAGCUACAAGCUGGCGAUACAGUUCAGGCCACGGCUGGCCAUGGCACAUCUAAACAUGGGCCUUGUCCUCGGCAUCAUGGGAAGGAAAGACGAAGCUGUUGAUGUGUACCGGCACUGCGCCCAGUUGGACAGCGCGGGUCUCAAGGAUCCCAAGACUCACGAGAGCACCAAGAUCUCGGCUCUCUUCAACCUUGGUAGGCUCUACGCCGACGAGGGAAAGUACAAGGAGGCUAUUCGAGUUUACCAAGAAGCGGUCGCCAAGAUGCCGGACCACUAUCAACCCCAGUCCCUGUACAAUAUGAUGGGUGAAGCCUACUUCAAGCUCGGCGAGUACACAGAGGCUGAACGCUGGUACAAAGAGGCGCUUCGAGCCAAGAAUGACCACAUUCCAGCGCACCUUACGUACGCCAAGCUUCUCUCCAAGUGGAACCGGCCGUCCGAAGCGGAGCAGUGGUUUCUCCGUGCUAAAGGCUUGGCCCCCAACGACUCCAGCGUUUAUCAGCAUUACGGUCAAUUCUUGUCUGAGUCAGACAGGCACACAGAAGCAGCGGAGCUUUAUCUGCGGGCCGCGGAGCUGGCCCCGGACGAGUACGAGAUUAUUUUCAACGCUGCAAACACGUUACGGCAAGCUGGGAGGAACGCCGAAGCAGAGGCAUUCUACUACACCGCAGUCAAGUUGAGACCUCGGGAGGUCACCAGCCACAUGAACCUGGGUGCCAUGCUGCACGUGAACGGGAAGCUCCUGGAGGCCGAGUCCAGCUACCUGGAGGCCCUCCGCCUCAAGCCAGACGACCCCAUCACGCAGAACAACCUGCAGAAGCUGCGCAACCUGCUGGCUCAACGGGGUCUCCGCUCCGAUGGGCUCGUCAACAAGCUGUAGCCACCAGCGUCGUGGAACGUCUGAAACCGAAACCACCGAGCUAGUGCCGCCGGAACCGGAAACGCUGUCCGGCUUUGCUUCCCCGCACUUGCGCGGACCCCACGGAGUGACCCGCCGCCGCGCCGCUGGUGGCGCCAUCUAACGACUCACUCGCGGACAUGCCCCGAAAGCGUAUCCGAGCGCGGGAUCUUCGCCGUGCAGCUGUGCCCCACUCGCGAACUGACAAUGAGAACGCUUCGGAGCGCAAAGCCUAGUCAGUGUUGGAGCUGCAAUCUCCGUGCGGUGGCAGACCGAUUGAGUACCUUCGGCCUGUUUCCUUUUGGCCUCGGCACAAGUCUGAGUCACGUGGGGUCUCCUCGGGGUGCUCACAAAUACUCCCGCCCUAAAGGCCGGGGCGCGUUCUUUCGAAGCCGCCGGUGGCUCCGAAGAACUAGCCUUCACGCAGUGUGUACGGAAAUUGUGAGCUCACGCGACGUUUUCGGUCCAACAGAGUGUCGACUCACUAACGCUACGUGGGAGUGGAACGAACGAACACAGCCCGCAUCUCACCGGUCUAGCUUGCCGUGCCGACGCACCUCUCGCAAUAUCGCACAAAACUAUAGUCGAGUGCGGUCCUCGGCUAUGCUCGCUCCGAGCGUAACCGAAAAAGAGACCGCGUUCUUUUUUUUGAAUUUCGUUUCUCGCUUUUCCGCUUUCAGUUCGUCUCCCUCCACGAGCAUGACGUCUAGUCAGAAGUGCCGACGACAUAGCACGACUUCCACGAGUAUUUCUCGUCCCUUCGGUGAUCCCAAAGCCCGUGGACGCGCCGGACAACUGUAGCUGCGAAUAGGAGAAGACGGACGAGAGAAGAUGAAAUCUAUAUUGAGUUGUUGUGAUACACGCCUCGGUUGCUUUUCGCAUAGCUCUCUCGACCAAACUCUGGCUUCCACCACCACUCGAGCGGAGCGUCGCACUCCGCCGCCCCGCCGGCGUUCCCUCCCUUCUAUUUUUCGUCGAGGGAGGGACGGCCCGCUUUCCGAGGCGCCAAAUGCCGCCGCCCCAGUUGCGUGUCUCCCCUCCCUAGCCGCCGCUCGAGCUCCAGGGAGCGUUCUUUGUGAUAUGUGACCACUUGGAUUCUAGUUUUCUAAGCAAGAUAGUAGCUGCUUUGCGUUGCGGGCAUCGAGCUAGCUUCCCUGCGCCGACGGCCGAGGACGAGUCGGCUCCCCCCUCCUCGAGCGUCUCCCGAGGGCCCGCACGUCCGUCGCGGCUCCGUGGCAGCCGGAAUGUCGGCGGGGAGCUCCGAGUCGGCCGCAGUGUCACGUUGCGUGUACCAGGUUCUCGGCCCAACCCGGAACGCGAUUGUUCGUGCCUGGUUCUUCGUAGCGUAUACUUCUCGUCAUCGGCGGCACAUUUCCGCGUUGCAUUUUCAUUUGUUACAUGAGCCGCACUCCGGUAAUCGUUUCCAUUUUCUAGCGCCAACGUGAAAGCCAUUGAAAUCGGCGGGAAAUGAACAGCGAACAGAAAUAACAGUUGAUGACACACUUUAGGGUCUUUGAAAAUCUCAAAUCGGAAAAAAAAUCUGGAAACAAUUCAGUUCUUAGGAUUCCCAUACUCCUCCAAGUCUCCCUCUUUCAGAUAUACAAAAAAGAAAGAGACACAGAGGUAAAAACACUUCUAAAUGUGAUUUCAAUUGUGUACGUUCUGUUGGGUUUUUAUUUUUGCCGCGUGCUGCAACAGAUAGCAAUCGUUCGGUCGCCACAGUCCAGUUUCUUGAGAUCUUCAGUUACGUCCACGCUCGACACGCGCUAAUUCGGCCGAGUCAGAAGAAUGAACUCUUCACUUUCUUCAAACGAUAACCGAUGAUUGUAACCUACCCAUAUCGCGGUGUUUUUUGGUCAAAAAUAAGCCCCCGCGCGCACGCACACACUCGCGCAUAAACGAAUUUGUGGAACGGCGCUCAGUCACAAUCAGCGGGGAAAGUGGAGCGAAAAGCCGAUCGACGUGCGGGCCUCCUAACGUCGGGCGUCAGCAGCGAGACCUUUUGGGCAUUCUAAGACGCAACACAACGUCGUUUCCUUUUUUUUCUUCUUUUUUUUUUUUUAUGGCCGCACAAGUUGGCUCAUUUUGGGAGCGACGUCGGGCGUGGCCCGGCCACGCGCGAGCAUUGCCUAUACCUGUUGUGUACAUAGCAAAGUCUUCGCACCUUGGAGUGGAUGAAAUCAGGCGCGUCUCCGCCUGUACGACGACGCGGGGACGCCGAAUGUUUUUGGUCGCACGAAUUCCGCGUUCUUUUCCUUUUUUCGUCAGGAGGCUUCUUUGAGCGGGCGACCGCGCCUGUCGUGCCUCUCCCGUCGAGGCGCCUGUUUAACUUAUUUCUAUUUAUUGCCGUCGUCUUCGGUUAGGGUGGUACCCGACGGAAGAGUUUCGGCGGUGAACCCAGCUGUCGGUCCCUGGCGCGAGUCGACCUUGACCGGGCGACUUCGGAGACGGAGCGAAGGAAGUGUGCGCUGGAGAUCGUGCAUGAAUUUUGAGAUGUGCUCUGUCGGGAAAUGUGUAUACGCGAGAUUGAAAGUGACAAAAAAAAAAUAUCUAGGCUUUCCUAAAAUUCUGUACAAUACAUUACAAUAUUUACAAAUAAAUUUUUGAAUCUACGUU